This is a messenger RNA of Penicillium salamii, 384 nucleotides long. NCBI's taxonomy places the organism in Eukaryota, Fungi, Ascomycota, Eurotiomycetes, Eurotiales, Aspergillaceae. The record is from the annotation of a GenBank genome assembly.
AUGAGUUGGCAAGGGUGGGUCGAUCAGACCCUGGUCGGAUCCAGAAAAAUCGAUAAGGCCGCCAUAUUCUCGGCGGCAGGAGACGUCGAGUUCGCAUCGAGUGCUGGGUUUGAUGUGAAGUUAGAAGAAGUUCAAUAUAUCCUGAGAGGCUUUGAAGAUUCCAUCCCUCUGUAUUCUGGGGGGCUCUACAUCGUAGGAGAAAAGCUUCAGGUUACCAAAGCGGACGAUGAAAGCAUAUAUGCUCAACAAGACGGGGAGGGUGUCUGCGUGGUGAAAUCAUCGGAAUCGAUCAUUGUCGCACAUUAUCCUGAAACAGUGCCACCCGGAGACGCCGCAAGCAUUGCUAGGCAAUUGGCAGCUUACUUAACUAGCAUAGGCUACUAG